UCCGCCAUGCGGGCGCCGCGGGCCGCGCUGGGCCUGGGCCUGGGCCUGGGCCUGGGCGCGGGGCUGGGCGCCGCCGCCGAGCGCUGGCGGGGGCGGCGGGCGGCCGCGCGGGCGCCGCCGGGCCUGCUGGGCCGGCUGCCGGUGCUGCCCGUGGCGGCGGCGGCCCAGCUGCCCGCGCUGGCCGGGCCCCCGGCGGGCGGCGGCGGCGGCGAGCUGGCCAAGUACGGGCUGCCCGGGCUGGCGCAGCUCAGGAGCCGCGAGGCCUACGUGCUGAGCUACGACCCGCGCACCCGCGGCGCGCUCUGGGUGCUCGAGCAGCUGCGGCCCGAGCGGCUGCGCGGCGACGGCGACCGGCGCGCCUGCGACUUCCGCGAGGACGACUCGGUGCACGCCUACCACCGCGCCACCAACGCCGACUACCGCGGCAGCGGCUUCGACCGCGGCCACCUCGCCGCCGCCGCCAACCACCGCUGGAGCCAGAAGGCGAUGGACGACACCUUCUACCUGAGCAACGUCGCGCCCCAGGUACCCCACCUCAACCAGAAUGCCUGGAACAACCUGGAGAAGUACAGCCGCAGCUUGACCCGCAGCUACCAAAAUGUCUACGUCUGCACAGGGCCACUCUUCCUACCCAGGACGGAGGCUGAUGGGAAGUCCUAUGUGAAGUACCAGGUAAUCGGCAAGAACCACGUGGCGGUGCCCACGCACUUCUUCAAGGUGCUGAUCCUGGAGGCGGCAGGUGGACAAAUCGAGCUCCGUUCCUACGUGAUGCCCAACGCACCCGUGGACGAGUCCAUCCCACUGGAGCGCUUCCUGGUGCCCAUUGAGAGCAUUGAACGUGCCUCCGGGCUGCUUUUUGUGCCAAACAUCCUGGCACGGGCAGGCAGCCUCAAAGCCAUCACUGCGGGCAGCAAGUAAGGGUGGCAGCCCGGCCAGACUUCGGGAGUGGUGGGGCCAGGUAGCAUUAAAGAUGGUUAUUUUUGGA
This is a messenger RNA of Talpa occidentalis (Iberian mole), 985 nucleotides long. It is a transcript of the gene ENDOG, whose product is annotated as endonuclease G. NCBI's taxonomy places the organism in Eukaryota, Metazoa, Chordata, Mammalia, Eulipotyphla, Talpidae. Gene Ontology annotation, molecular function: RNA endonuclease activity; single-stranded DNA endonuclease activity; nucleic acid binding. The transcript has 3 exons. The record is from RefSeq and is a predicted model, not a curated record. Gene Ontology annotation, biological process: apoptotic DNA fragmentation. The coding region runs from base 7 to 918 and encodes 303 amino acids. Gene Ontology annotation, cellular component: nucleus; mitochondrial inner membrane.